Momordica charantia (bitter melon) is the source of this 1259-nucleotide messenger RNA. RefSeq names its product vesicle-associated membrane protein 711. NCBI's taxonomy places the organism in Eukaryota, Viridiplantae, Streptophyta, Magnoliopsida, Cucurbitales, Cucurbitaceae. The record is from RefSeq and is a predicted model, not a curated record. Gene Ontology annotation, biological process: vesicle-mediated transport. Gene Ontology annotation, cellular component: membrane.
AUGGAUUCUUACAGUUACGACCUAAUUGAAAGGGGGAAAGGCGAAAUUAUUGGGAUCAGCUUUCUAGCUCAUUCCCGCUGUUUGAAAAUGUUGAUUUUUUGAAAACCUAAUUUCAAUUUAUCUUCCUUCCUUUGUUUUCAUUCUCUCACUCCGAUAAUCUUCAACGCCUGAAUUUCAAGCUGGCGGGGAGAGAAUUACGAUCGCGAUCUUCCACCACGUUGCAGCUGUUCGUCCCUCGCCCGUCGCCCUGCUUACAGCAGUCGAUCUUGUCUUAGUCGAUCGAUUUUUUUUUAUCUCCACGCUCAUGGCGAUAAUUUACGCGUUGGUGGCGAGGGGAUCGGUGAUUCUGGCCGAGUUUUCUGCAACUCUGACGAAUGGAAGCUCCAUUGCUCGCCAAAUUCUCGAUAAAAUUCCGGGGAACGAUGAUUCUAACGUUUCCUACUCGCAGGAUCGGUAUAUAUUUCAUGUCAAGCGAACCGAUGGCCUUACGGUGCUCUGUAUCGCCGAUGACACUGCCGGAAGGAGGAUUCCUUUUGCAUUCCUUGAAGAUAUUCAUCAAAGAUUUGUAAGGACAUAUGGCCGUGCGGUUCAUUCAGCCAAUGCUUAUGGCAUGAACGAUGAAUUCUCAAGGGUUUUGAGUCAGCAAAUGGAAUACUAUUCCAAUGACCCAAAUGCAGAUAGGAUCAACCGACUGAAAGGUGAAAUGAGUCAGGUGCGAAAUGUCAUGAUAGAGAAUAUUGACAAAGUUUUAGAGAGAGGAGACCGCUUGGAGCUUCUUGUGGAUAAAACUGCUAAUAUGCAAGGAAACACCAUGCGAUUCAGAAAGCAGGCUCGACGUUUCAGAAACGCGGUCUGGUGGAAAAAUGUUAAGCUCUGGGUAAUGCUGAUAAUCCUCCUCCUAGUAAUUGUUUACAUGGUGCUGGCUUUUGUUUGUCAUGGGAUGACAUUACCUACAUGCCUAUAAUGAGAACGAUAAUUUAGUGCAAUUCAACUCGGUUUUGGGUUGCCCCCUUCUGGUUUGCAUUGAUUUACCACUGGUGUAUGUUGCUCGUACACUAAUUUAUGCGAUUCGAUAAACUCAGUUUGUCGUGUGCUCUCCUGCAUUCUUUGUAAUUGGGUGCUGAUGGUUGGUUUGUACAAGGCCAUGGCUUUGAUUGGACAUUGUAAGUAAAUUCUAAAGACGAAUCUCUUAUCUUUGGGUACAGCGUGAAGCUCUGUUUUCCACAGCGAAAUUGAGAUUUGGCAGGCCUCUUAUUAUA